AUGCAAUCCCCCGCUCACUGGCUGUGCUGCCUGCUGCCGCACCCCCAGCGCCUCUACUUCCUCUUCUCCGACCCCAUCCGCACUGACGGCUUUGAUCCCACGAUCAUACGCGACAAGGAGGAGUGCAGCAGGAUGUACCAGAUGGUGCGGGGGAGAGUGGAGGGCGGAAUAGAGCAGCUCAAGGAGAUGCGUCGGGCAGACCCGCUGCGAGAAACGCUUCCCAGAAUAGCG
Messenger RNA from Closterium sp. Naga37s-1, 231 nucleotides. NCBI's taxonomy places the organism in Eukaryota, Viridiplantae, Streptophyta, Zygnematophyceae, Desmidiales, Closteriaceae. The record is from the annotation of a GenBank genome assembly.